Osmia bicornis bicornis is the source of this 1536-nucleotide messenger RNA. RefSeq lists its product as uncharacterized. The transcript has a single exon. The record is from RefSeq and is a predicted model, not a curated record. Bases 1 to 1536 code for a protein of 511 amino acids. NCBI's taxonomy places the organism in Eukaryota, Metazoa, Arthropoda, Insecta, Hymenoptera, Megachilidae.
AUGGACAACAUCUACAUCCUGAAACACGUGAUAGACAAGCAAUUAGCAAAGAAAAGAGGAAAAUUAUUUGCGUUCUUCGUAGACCUGAAGGCCGCCUUUGACAUGGUGGAUAGGGGAAGGCUAUGGGAAGCAAUGGAAAAAAGUGGGAUAGAAAAAGGGCUGAUCGCUAGGGUAAAAGAGAUAUAUAGAAGAUCAAAAUGUACGAUAAGAGUAGGAGAAGAAGUAUCAGAGGAAUUCUUCACGGAAAUGGGAGUACGUCAAGGAUGCCCCCUGAGCCCCACACUGUUUGCGAUUCUGAUAUCGGAUAUUGAAGAGGAAUUUAGAAAGGCCCAGGCAGGAGGAGUGGUGGUAGGUAGAGAAAAAUUCUGGACUUUAGCCUACGCAGAUGACCUAGUUCUAGUGACGAAUGAUGAAAGGGAAAUGCAGGAAAUGAUGAAAACUCUGGAACGAUAUCUCAGGAGAAAGAAACUUACUCUGAAUGUUGAAAAGUCAAAAAUGAUGAAGUUUAAAAAGGGAGGAGGAAAUGAGAGAAAAAUAGAGCGGAGGUGGGAAGGGAGACCGGUGGAGGAGGUAAAAGAAUUUGUAUAUCUUGGCUUCCGACUCAAAAGGAAUGGAAAGGACGAAGAACACAUAAAGGACAGAGCUAAAAGAGGGAACAUCCUAAUCAGGCAAGUUUGGGGAUUGGGCGAAAGGAGGCUGAACCAAGACUUUCGGAUGCGCAUGAUGCUCUUUGACUACCUGAUAGCUAGCGUAAUAUUGUACGGAGCAGAAAUAUGGGGGUGGAAGGAAUGCCCACCAUUGGAAAGGAUACAGGAGAGAUACAUAAGAUGGACUCUCGGACUUGACGCUUGUACCCCAGGGUACAUUGUAAUGGAGGAGACAAAGAGAGAUAAGAUAGAGUUAAAAGCUGGAUUGAGAGCAAUAAGGUUUGAGAAGAAAAUAAAGGAAUCCCAAGGAAUGACUCUGCUAAAGGAAUGCUUGAAAGAAAGAGAAAAACUAACGAAAACGGAGGGACAACAGGAAAGAGAAAAGUUCUAUAAUAAACACGGGUACAGCCGACAGGGGGUAGGGUUAGAAGAAAUAAGGGGAAUGAAAAUAGAAGAUUUAAUAGAAAAAAGAAGUAGAGAAAUACAGAAACAGGAAUACAGAGAGAGAAUCGAGAGGGCGAGGUAUAACCCACGAUAUAAAGACUUGAUAACGAUUAAGACUCCCCGGUAUCUGUUGAGGUCAGAUAGGAAGAGAGACAUCAAGUCAAUAGCAAGACUGAGGUGUGGGAAUGAAGAAGAGAAGAACAGAUACUGGCUAACGGAAGAGAAGAGAACCUGCAGUCUCUGUGGCAGGAGACAGGGAAGCCUCGAACACCUGCUGAGGGAAUGUGAAAGAGGGAUGGGAGGUGGAAUUAGGAUAGCGGAUUCGUUGGAUGAUCUAGGGAAUAAGGAGGCGAUAAAAUGGAUAGGGAUGAUAAAGAAGGAGAGAGACAGAGUAAAUAAAGAAAGGGAGCAGGAGAGAGACAAUGCGCAUGCGAGUGAGAGUUGA